AUGGGCUCCUGGUUCUCUUCUAAUCGCAUUUUGUCGCGAGUCAGUAGAGGAAGCUACGAAGUUGGAUGUGUCGACCUAAUGGUGGCUGAGCAUCCGGCGGGCGAUCCUGGAGUAUUUGUCAGAAUAUACUAUCCCACAAAUGAAAAGGUUUUGAAGUCAAAGAAGGUUUCAGAAUUGAAUAAUUACAGGCCACGCCCACUUCUCCACGGCCGAUUUGGCCUUCUCGAGUCGAAUAUACUUACGGUUUGGGCGAAUAUUUGAAUCUUUCACAACAGAAGAUCGGCUUUCUUUCUUCCUGGAUUGUUGGUGAAAAAAAGUAAGGAUUUUCUUUUGCGAAAUUUCUGAGAACUGUUUUUCUGAGGCUCUGAUCAGAUUCGCCAGAGUCAGACCUCGAAAAAUUACGCAACAGUAGUCGCGAUUCAGCUUUCAUGAAUAAUUUUUCGAAAUUCGUGCUUAUUUUAUAGCUGCGUCGGACAUUAAACAACUUUUCUUUUAUGCAUGAUGAAAUUUGCGCAAGUCAUUGGCUGUCUGGCGCACUGAAAAAUUGGUUUAGGCAAAAAUUUUGGUCUCAUAAAAAUUGAAAAAAUGGAUAAUUUCUUACAAGAAGAAAUAAAAUAAUUCAAAAGGUUAUUCCAAAUGUUUGGUCUCUUCAGUGAUCAAAAAAAUAAGCUUUGAUAGUUUUUUCAAUAGCACUGAGAUUAAAAAAAAACAAUGUCAAAGUUUGAAAAGUCGCACGGAAAUGUAGAGAAUGCCUUCUUAAAAACUCUGAAUAGCAUCAUAAUUACAAUUUUGUAGAGAGGAUUGCUUGUCGAAUGCAGCAUUGGCAACAAAAGCUGCCUUGAACGAUGGUGAGAUUAUUUUCUAAAUUAAAAUAUUAGUUUUUCCAGAAACGAGGAAAGAAAAGUUCCCGGUUCUCGUGUUUUCUCAUGGCCUCGGCGGAUGUCGACACUAUUACUCGGUAUAUUGUACCUCAAUGGCGUCACAUGGGUAUGUGGUGGCAGCUGUCGAGCACCGGUGAGCCAAGGAUUCUUUGGACUUCUGUUCAUCAUCCACCGCAGGGACAUGUCAGCUUGUUGGACUUACGAUUUGAUUGAAGACAAUGAUGCAUUGACUGAGAAACCUAUCAAAAUGAGGAGCAUUUCUCGCGGGGAAAAAGAGUUCAAAAUCAGAAACUAUCAAGUGGGUUGGGGUAAAAAUUCCUAAUUUGCUCAAAAACUUUCCAAAACAACAAAAAUCAAAAAUUCAGGUAAACAAGCGAGUCUCAGAGUGUGUAAAAGUUUUCAAUGUGCUUGAAGAACUGAAUAUGUCUGGGAAUAUUCCUGCUAAAAUACUGGUUGGAGAAGAAUUCGACUGGGGACAAUUUAAAGUAAGAAUUAAUUUUUGAUUUUUUUUUAAUAUUUCCCGGUUUCAGAAUUGUUUGGAUGUUUCGAGAACUUUUAUCGGAGGUCAUUCUUUUGGUGGAGCCACAGCCUUAGGUUGUACCGCGUAUACAACCGACUUCCAGGUUUCAUAUUCAUUUAUCUCAGAAGCGCGAUUUUUCACUUUCGAUUUUUCGGAAAAAAAGUUCCUGAAAAAUAAAAAAAUGUUAACCUUCCAGCUUCAACAAAAAAAAGACAAAAAGAGAAUUUUUUCCCUAAUUGACGCAGUAGAAUGCCGUUACACGCAAGUAGGGUUUUGUCGGACGCUUUGUAAAAAUCACUUUCUGCCACCUUAAAGCCGGUUUACGCUACAAGGCGGUAGAAUUUCAAACUGCAUUUUAUGACUUAUCAGAACCUUGGGAGAGAGAUUUCAGAGAUUUUUUACUCGUCAAACAGAAGCCAGCUUCUAUUGAACUAUAGAGCAGUUUCUUUCAGGCAGCUAUAGUUCUUGACGGAUGGACGUUUUCCUUAGACGCUGCUCAACAGGAACAAAGCCGACAGCCUACUUUAUUCAUGAAUAUCGGUUCUUGGCAGUGGGAAGAAAAUUUGAGUGUAAUCGGCAAAAUUUCAAAGCAGAAUGUUGGAAAUGCCCUCUUCACUCUCAAGUGAGAAAAUUUGUAAAUUUAAGAUUAUUCAACGGAAAAUUAUUAUUGCUACAGAAGACCAUUGAAUUCGAGAAAAAAUAUCUUUUUUAACAAUAUUUUGAAUGUAUCGUGUAUACUUCGGUAUUUUUGUGUAUCAUUUCAUACGAUUAUUCCAUAUGCAUUUCUACAAUUGUCACUGCAGUUGAAACGGGUUUGUUUUCACAAAUUUUCUCGUAGCACCAUCUUCUUCUAUCUCAUGAGAAAGUUCAAGUUAAAAACUAAAGUACGCCUUUUUACGGUGAGACUGAACGAACUGAUAAAAAACUUGAAACGGCAAUGAACUUUUGCUUCCAAAAAAAAAAAACUACGCCUUCAAGAAGUAAAAUGCAUUUCUUUCCAGAGGAGCCGCCCAUCAAUCUUUCUCUGACUUUCCGUUCCUUUUCAACAGCUACGUGGCUCGCAAAGCUGGCGUUCAGGUGUGUUCAAAAUAUUUCUCAAGAACUUUCGUUCAAUAUUUUUAGGGUGAUACUGAGGCUAGACGAUGUAUGGAAGCGGCGGUUGAAAUGAGCAAGGCUUUCUUGGAAAAUGGAAAGGAGGGCGCCAAAACUACCAGCCAGGAAUAUUCAGAUUUUUUAACAGAAGAAUUAUACGGACGUGAAACACUUAAAACUUGA
Messenger RNA from Caenorhabditis auriculariae, 2676 nucleotides. NCBI's taxonomy places the organism in Eukaryota, Metazoa, Nematoda, Chromadorea, Rhabditida, Rhabditidae. The record is from the annotation of a GenBank genome assembly.